This is a messenger RNA of Pelodiscus sinensis (Chinese soft-shelled turtle), 1699 nucleotides long. Lineage: Eukaryota; Metazoa; Chordata; Testudines; Trionychidae. The record is from RefSeq and is a predicted model, not a curated record.
CGUUUGGACUUGUCUGUCAUGACGCUGUACGGCGUGUUCACCAACCCCUUCGCGGCCAACGGCCCGUCUCGCUGCCUCCUGCUGGAGCUGCUGGACGUCAGUGUGUCCGAGCUGCUGUUCUACUCCAGCCAGCAGGGCUGCUCCAUGUGGAUGAUCCAGCACUGUGCCCGCGAUGCGCUCGAGGCCCUGUCUUUCCUGCACCACAAAGGCUAUGUGCAUGCAGACCUCAAGCCACGCAACAUCCUGUGGAGCGCGGAGGAGGAGUGCUUUAAACUCAUUGACUUUGGGCUCAGCUUCAAAGAGGGGAAUCAGGAUGUGAAAUACAUUCAGACCGACGGGUAUCGGGCUCCGGAGGCAGAGCUGCAGAACAGCCUGGCUCAGGCAGGGUUCCCGAGCGAAACGGAAUGCACCUCGGCUGUCGAUCUGUGGAGUCUAGGCAUCGUUCUACUGGAAAUGUUCUCAGGAAUGAAACUGAAACAUACGGUCCAGUCUCAGGAAUGGAAGGCAAACAGUUCUGCUAUCAUUGAUCACAUUUUUGCCAGUGACGGUGCGGUAAAUUCAGCCAUCCCAGCCUAUCACCUCAGAGACCUUAUCAAGAGGUAUAUUGCAAAUAGCGAACGUGCUGAUCCGAGCAGGCUUGGCCUUGCCUUCGGAUGCAGGCAGUCCUGCAGUCCUUGCCGAAGCUGCCUCCUCUCCCAGAACUGCCCUGUGGCUGGGCCUGACUCCAGUGCGAGCGGGGCUGCACGGCGUGGGGGGCGUCGGUGGGAACUCGGAGGCAGAGCUCGACGGAACGAGGCUUUGCCAGCACCUCUGCGGAUGGAAUCCGUAGGGAGAAAUGCCUUCCCUGGGUUCAGCCUGGUGGUAGAAAUGGAGCCACUCCUAGCUGUGGCCUGUGCUGGGAUCUGUCCCUUCCAGACUCCGUCGCCGUGGGUCGGCGGCGACCCCGGGCAGAGAGCCAGCGCUGCAAAGGCCCUGGGCAGCCCCUUCUUCAGCAUCCCCUUCGCUCCCCACAUUGAGGAUCUGGUGAUGCUUCCGACUCCUGUGCUCCGGCUGCUGAAUGUCUUGAGUGACGCCUGCCUGCAGAGCGAGGAGGAGUAUGACGAUGUGCUGCAGGACAUCCGGGAGGAGUGUCAGAAGUACGGCCCGGUGGUGUCCAUGCUUGUUCCAAAGGAGAAUCCUGGCAAAGGCCAAGUCUUCGUUGAAUACACGAGUGCUGGGGAUGCCAAAGCCGCCCAGAAGUUGCUGACUGGAAGGGUGUUCGAUGGCAAGUUUGUGGUGGCCACGUUUUACCCGCUGAGUGCCUACAAGAGAGGCUAUCUCUACCAAACCUUGCUCUAGCAGCCGCGGCCGCGCCUUGCUUCCGUGUGCUCCGCAGCUGAGUGUGCACAGCGCUUCCUCGCCUGCUUCGGAGUCGCUUGCGAAGGAACCUGCCCAGGACCAGCCUUGUGCGCCCUCGGCGCUCCCCACGCUCUGCGCUGCUGUUCGCUCGCGGGCCGGGCCCCUCUGCCUGCCAGGAAGGCUCUCGGCGCCGGGCCGGAGUGGAGACUCGGUGCCCAAGCGUUGCUUCAGUGUCUUGAUGGGAAAGGACCCCCCGCACGUGCUCUGAGGCCCCUGGCAAAGCAGGCAGGACUGCCCUGGGUCUCCCUGGCCUCGACGGGACAAGGCAAGCAGAAGCCCCUGUGUCGAGGUGGGCGCGGGA